GCCAAGUUGCUUUUGGCUGCUAACGUUCACUUGGGUUCCAAGAACGUUCAAGUUCACAACGAGCCAUACGUUUACAAGACCCGUCCAGAUGGUGUCAACGUGAUCAACGUUGGUAAGACUUGGGAGAAGAUUGUCCUUGCUGCCCGUGUCAUCGCUGCUAUUCCAAACCCAGCUGACGUUGUUGCUGUCUCUUCCCGUACUUUCGGUCAACGUGCUGUUCUUAAGUUUGCCGCCCACACCGGUGCCACUGCCAUUGCUGGUCGUUUCACCCCAGGUAACUUCACCAACUACAUCACCCGUUCCUUCAAGGAGCCACGUUUGAUCAUCGUCACUGACCCAAGAACCGAUGCUCAAGCCAUCAAGGAGUCCUCUUACGUUAACAUCCCAGUCAUUGCUUUGUCUGACUUGGACUCUCCAUCCGAGUACGUUGAUGUCGCUAUCCCAACCAACAACAAGGGUAAGCACUCCAUCGGUUUGAUCUGGUACUUGUUGGCCCGUGAGGUUUUGCGUCUUAGAGGUUCCCUCCCAUCCCGUGAGGAGCCAUGGAACAUCAUG
This is a messenger RNA of Williopsis jadinii, 555 nucleotides long. RefSeq names its product 40S ribosomal protein uS2 (gene RPS0A). The transcript has 2 exons. NCBI's taxonomy places the organism in Eukaryota, Fungi, Ascomycota, Saccharomycetes, Phaffomycetales, Wickerhamomycetaceae. Gene Ontology annotation, molecular function: structural constituent of ribosome. The annotation marks the transcript as partial. Gene Ontology annotation, cellular component: ribosome; cytosolic small ribosomal subunit; 90S preribosome. The record is from RefSeq and is a predicted model, not a curated record. Gene Ontology annotation, biological process: ribosomal small subunit assembly; cytoplasmic translation.